Molecule: messenger RNA, 2409 nt
Organism: Dufourea novaeangliae
Lineage: Eukaryota; Metazoa; Arthropoda; Insecta; Hymenoptera; Halictidae
Gene: Gle1
Product: nucleoporin GLE1
Exons: 8
Coding region: 182-2242 (686 amino acids)
Biological process (GO): regulation of translational termination; poly(A)+ mRNA export from nucleus; regulation of translational initiation
Cellular component (GO): cytoplasm; nuclear pore cytoplasmic filaments; nuclear pore
Molecular function (GO): translation initiation factor binding; inositol hexakisphosphate binding; phospholipid binding
Source: RefSeq, a predicted model, not a curated record
CUCUAGUGUGAUGAUAACGUGUGAAGUAAUUUAUAAUAUUCUGUUUGAAUGUAUUUAUAUAAGAGUGAAUGUGAACAACUAAAAAUUUGUAGGUUACAAUUGUGUCUGCAAACGUUUGUAAAUAUCCGAUUUCUUCAAACUUAUUACGUCAUAUUCUAUUUUUUACAACGUAAUUGCAAAGAUGCCACACUUCGUUGACACAGAAGACGAUAUUAUGAAAAAUAUAAACGACAUCACUUCUGAUUUCACUUGCCUUAAAAUGUCAGCUUUAAAGAAAGCUUAUUUUACAUGGCCUAAUCUAGAUGGUGUUACAAUUGGUCCUGAUUCUACAGUGACUGAAAAUGAAAGCAAUAAAGCAGAGAAUAUAGAAAAUGAACAGAAUUCUUGUAACAUUAAAUCUCCACAAAAACCAAUUCACUUGAAAAAUAACAAAGUCUCUAUGCAAAGUGGCAUUACGUUCUCUGUGAAAAAAAUUCUUUUGGAAAGUGAAUACCAGAGGAAGGAAGAAGUUCGGCGUCGUUGGCAGCAUAUGAAGGAAAAUGGAAAAGCUAUAAAGGAACAUAUGGCAAUGUCGCAAUCACACAUGGCAGAAGAACGUGAACGUAAAAGUAAAGAGAACUAUGCAUACAUAUUAGCAGAAGAAAGAAUUGCGGAGCAAGAAGAAAUAUGGAAAAGACAUGAAAGACAAAGGGAGAUGGAAGAAUAUAGAAAACGAAUGAAAGAGAAAGAAGAGUUAACCAAAUUAAUAAUGAAUUUGAGAAAUGUAUUUAAAAUGAAGUACAGUGAUAUUAUAGCUGUGUCUGACAGUUGUGAAGACAAAAUUUCUAUGGCUAUCUUGAUAUCGUCUUAUAGUAUAAAAUUAGAACAGUUAUAUCAUCAGGUAGAGAUUAUGGAUGAAAAAAUUAAGAUAGGAGACGUGACAUCAGCAGAUUUAAGUACUAUAGAAAAAGCUGUUCAACAAAUUGAUGAAAUGUUGUGUGUAUUUAAUGUAGAGAUAGAAAGGAUAAAUGCUAUGUAUAGAGCUAGUUUGGCUAAUAAGGAGAACUCAAAGCAAUUUCAGUUACAACCUGAAGUUUUAGAAAUACAGAAACCUAAUGCUAUUCAAACUGUUUGUGAGACAAUUGAUUCACAACAAAUUAGCACCAAUAAUGUUCAAAAUAAUGGAAACACGUAUGAAGAUAAAGAACACCAGCAAAAUGUGCAAAUAAUAGAAAAUAUGACUUCUUCAAACAUUCCACUAGUCACUCUACCUGUUGAUCCAGAAAAAAAUCAUUCAACAAAUAUACAGAAUGAAAAUCAUUUGUAUGAAUAUGUUGAUAAAGAAUCAUUGCAAAUAUACGUGAAUAGCAAACAAUUUCUCGAAAAUUAUAUGAAAAGUUACGACGAAUUUGUACAGUCUGCAAGCACAAAAAAGUUCAGAUUUGAAUAUCAAAAAGCAAUAAAUGUACCCAUAAAUGCAAUCUCUGGUAUCAGCAAGCAACACUUGUGUGAUAAAUACGAAAGGUUACAUAAACUUCUUAUGGGACAAUCUUCACUAAACGUCCACCAACACCCACAGGGUGUAGCUUUUUGUAAAAACAUCUUGGCUAAAAAAAUAGUUAAUCAAGGCGAAACACUUGUUUCAAGUAAACCAAAAAUGGCAUUUCCAAUUGCUGCUGUAACUAUAGCUCUUUGGAACGAUCAUUCUGAUUUUGGUGAUUUACUUUUGUCACACUUUCAUAACGCUUGCCCGUAUACUGUUCCUAUCUUUUUACCGAAAAUGGUAGGACAAUCGUACGAAGAUUAUUAUAAAUCGAUGGGUUACAAAUAUGGUGAAGAUGGUACAGUCGAAAAACACGAUAAAUUUUUGAAAAGAAUGUCCGGCCUAAUGAGACUGUAUGCAUCUAUUACUAUUACAUCGCAGAGAAAAGGAAUUAAUAAAAGUAAUCCGCAUGGACUUCAAAACGCGUGGCGAUGGUUGGCGGCUGUUUUAAAUAUUGAACCGCGAAGAGAAAUAGUAGAUCUUUGUGCGACUCUCUUAUUGGACAUGCUUGAAGUUGCCGGAAAUGCACUGUGGACUGCUUAUCCGAAUCAAUUCCAUAAACUGUUAAUUUUCCUGUCGGAAGAAUAUUAUCCACGUAUGCAGAGCGUAGGGAGUGUUGGCGGUGGGCCAUUGGUACGACUUGAAGAAUUCUUGAAAAACAGUUUAGCAAAAGGUUUUAUCCCGCAGCCUGAUGGUCAGCUUCCCUCAAACUUCUGGUGAACACAUUCUAUUUUACGUUUUCUAUUUCCCAUUCAAUAUGUCACUAAUUUCCAAUCAAAAUUGUUGCCCGUAAAGAAUCAUAAGGCAAAUGUAUAAUUUGUAUAAAAUAAUUUUUGAUAAUCUUUUAUGUGAAAUUACAAUAAGGGCUCGUAAAAUACUCUCAAGUU